AUGGAAUUCUAUUCGACAGAUUAAAUUGUAGAUCAUAAACAAAAUAUACCAAUUGAGAUAUGGAACUAGUUCCUAUGUAAAUUUCCUUACUGUUCAAUAUAAAAAUUUAAAUUGCCUGCUGAUGCUCGCAAAGAAAAAUCUAAAUUCCUUUCAGCUUUACUUAUUGCUAAUUUUUUUGAUAUAAUAAUAAGCUUGCAAUAAUUAACAAAGCUUGAAUAAAUAUAAUAGUAGUUUUAAUAGAUAUUGGAUGAUUAAAACCAAUCCCACCUCAUAAAAAAUCGAUUUCAGAAUUAUAUAAACCAAUUUCAGAUUUUUUUGGAUGAAUUAAAACCCUUUGAUUUUAUAGAAAUUUAAGGUAACUAAUCAAAUACAGAGACGACAAGCAAGGUUUAAGAUUCCUUAAAAAAAAAAAUAAAGAAAAUAUACGAUUAUUUAUCUGAUUAAUAAAAGGUCAACAUUCUAUUUCAAUUGUCAAUAGGUAUAGCUUUGAGUUUCUAUCUGAACUCUGAUUCUUAGGUAACUAUCUCAGCCACAUUAUAGAUAGAUUAGAAAACUAAGAACUAAAUUGUUAACAGAUUAUUAGAACUAAGUAAUGUUGAUGCUGUGCAUAGUAGUUCAUAAAAUGAUUUUUUUGCGGAAGAUUAUAUAGCCAUAGCCAUUUCAAAUUUACUAAAUUAUCCUAUCCAUUUUUUUAUAAAUGAAUUUGAUAAAGACAGGGAGGAUCUUAUGCAAAGAAAAAUUCAUUAAGAAUAAAAUUAAGAUAAAGUUGUAGCUUUCUUAAUAGAUGGAGUUGAAAACGAUCUUAAUGUGAGAAUUUUAGCAUCCAAUCAAGAUACUCGGUGUGCUUAAAAUAUCAUCAAUAAAAAACAACAAUAGCAACAGAAAUCUAUUGUAAAUUCCUUAUAAUAAAUUUUUGACAAUAUACUAGAUCAAGUAAUGGAGGAUUUUUGUAAUUUGAAUGAAUUAUGGAUUCUUCAGAUAUUAUAGAUUAUAAAGCAUGGAGGAUCCUAGUCACUUAUUACUGAUAGAAAGCCUAUAAAUAUAAAUCAAUAAUUUAUAUAGUAUAGUUAAGAACUAUUUUAAUAGCUGAAAUUUGAUCCUACAGCACAAUAAGAAUUCUUAAAGAACUUUGAAGAGAAGUUAUAAAAAAAAGAAUAGGUUGUUGAAAAUAUUAUCAUCUCCUAAUUUCAAACGAUUAGAGAUUAAAUACAAGGCAGAUCUUAAGAACCUUAAUAGAGUGUCAUUUAAUUUUAAAAGUAAAGCAAAUCAAAUUUUGCAGUUUGUCCAAAGCCUAAAGAAGUAGACGACGAUAUACCUUAAAAUGUUGAUUUCGAUUAGGUUCUUAAAUCUUAAAUAAAAAAUAAUAAUUUAAAUAACAAAUUAGUUGAUCAUAGUCCUAAGAGGUAGAACUAGUCUAAAAGUGAAAUUGACAAUAGAAUAAAGCUUAAAACUCUAAAUGAUUAAAAGAAAUGUGAAAGCAGUAUAGUUAAUCACGAAGAAAUGUUAAGUAUUAAAAAAGCUUCUCUCAUAUAUCGAUAGACGAUAUCAAGUAAAGUGCAAUCAGAAAUAAAUUCAUUUUCUAAUAUAGAAAAAAAUAAAUUCUUAUUUACUCCAUCAAUCAUCAAUCAAAAAUCUUAAAUUAAAAGACAAAGCGAAAUUAAUAUAAUUCCCAAGACUCUUAACUCAAGUUAGAUUUCUGAAACCUUAAAAGAAUUAAGCAGUAGCAUUGCUAGUGUCGAGGAUACAUUUAAAUGUACAAUUUGUUGCUGUGAAUACAAGGACCCUGAUGAAAUCAAAACUCUACAUGAUGAUCAUAAACUUUGCAAGUUUUGUUUAGGAAGUUGGAUAAAAGUAAAUAAAAUAUAAUUAAAUACAGGUAAAAUUCAAUUCAACACAAUGGAACUUUAAAUAUUUUAAAUGUCCAAUACAAUCUAAUGAUGGUAAAACUCAAUAACCUUGCGACCAUGCAAUUGAAUAAUAGUAGAUUUAAAAUGUGUUAACAGCUGAGGAAUUUGACUUGCUGAUAGUGAAUACUAUAAAAAAUUAAAUAGUAGAUAUCAUCUGUCCAAACUAAGAUUGUAGAGCAAAUAUAAAGGGUAUACCACCAGUGGAUAGAAAUGAAUUGCUAUGUCCAAUAUGUUCUAUUAAGAUUUGUUGCGUUUGCAAGUAAAUCAUUUUUUCUCUAUAGCCAAUUAGAUAAAUAGACCAUAUUGAUUCUAAAUGUCCAUAACGCCUUGAGGAAAUAAAAUUGGCUUUAUAGGAUGAAAGGAUUAGUUGUUGUCCUGGGUGUCUUGAAAUCUAUAUGAAAAAUGGAGGUUGUGAACAUUUCUCUUGUACAAAGUGUUUCACAGAAUUUUGCUUUGGUUGUAGUGCUUAUAGAAAACCAAUUUUAGGACACGGUACUAGUUUAUGAUUGAUAAUAAGGAGCUCAUUUUCAUAGGGAAGGUUGUUCAUCAAGAAAACCAUGGUAUCAAGAUUAAGAUAAGAAGAUAGAAAAUUUGGAUGAAGAAUAUAUCCCUGAUCAGUGUGAAUAUUGUAAGUAAUAUUAAAGAGCCUGUCCUCGUCCAAUUAGUUUAUCAGAAUUCAAGAGUUUAGCUCAUUUAAAUUUUGAAAAUAAUUAAAUGUGA
Messenger RNA from Paramecium octaurelia, 2627 nucleotides. The record is from the annotation of a GenBank genome assembly. NCBI's taxonomy places the organism in Eukaryota, Ciliophora, Oligohymenophorea, Peniculida, Parameciidae.